AUGGCGUUUCUUAGCCAACUCUCAGGUCAUUUACAAACAUUAAAAGAAAAGACAGCAACAAUGGCUGAAGGAGCGCCGGCUAUCGGAGCACAUCUACAGUCAUUAAAGGACGGCGCUCCCAAGUUAAUCGAGAGUGCGUUGAAUGCUAAAAACGGACUGCUUAAUAAGGUAAAGCUGGACUCUCUCGGGAAAGUGCUGCAUGUGUCAGGUUUGGGUCGUUACCCUUCACCGAUCGACAUCGUGCCGGUCAUCACAUGCUUUGGAGAACAUCUGCAGAAUGCAGAAUUUAGGGUCGAAUAUCAUAGCAAUGGCGAUUUCCGAGCGGUAAACUCUGGCAACGCCGUCUGGUUGCUUCGCGAAGGCAACGAAUCGGAGUUGGCGUUAUCGUUCCUGCCUGAGGAGCAGUAUCAUUUAGAUGCCGUUACUUGGCAUUGGGGGACGGAACCGAUGAACGGCUCUGAGCACACUAUUGGAGGUGUUGGCUACGCCGGUGAGCUACAUCUCAUUCAUCGUAAUACUCGCUUCUCGACGAUGGAACUGGCGCUAAAACAGCCGAAUGGAGUGCUUGCGAUUGCCAUAUUUCUCAAUGAAUCCCAUGACGAAAAUCCAGCAAUCAGUCCAUUUAUUGAGUUGGUACCAAGUAUAACCUACAAGGGUAAUGAGGUUCGAGUCGGACAGUUCAAUUUUGGUGCUCUCUUCCCAACUGCAGAGAAAACGAAAGAGUUCUGGAUGUAUGAGGGAUCGGAGACGGUGGAUCCUUACCGUGAGACAGUUCAGUGGCUAGUGUUCCGCUCAGCGCUACCUAUCAGUUCAUAUCAGCUCGAUCGCCUUCGUGAAAUACGCUCUGGCGGCUACGACGAGGAGCGCGAGACGCCGAUGGUUCCGAUUCGCCCAACUCAGGCACCGAACUCGCGUAGCGUUGUGUGCAGUUUUCGCAGCGCAGCCGGUGCUCCCGACCUCGGAUUUAACAAACAGUAG
This is a messenger RNA of Haemonchus placei, 978 nucleotides long. The record is from the annotation of a GenBank genome assembly. NCBI's taxonomy places the organism in Eukaryota, Metazoa, Nematoda, Chromadorea, Rhabditida, Trichostrongylidae.